This is a messenger RNA of Malus domestica (apple), 1591 nucleotides long. RefSeq names its product WAT1-related protein At1g09380-like. The record is from RefSeq and is a predicted model, not a curated record. Gene Ontology annotation, molecular function: transmembrane transporter activity. Gene Ontology annotation, cellular component: plasma membrane. Lineage: Eukaryota; Viridiplantae; Streptophyta; Magnoliopsida; Rosales; Rosaceae.
UUACGCUCUUCAAUACUUUGGCCUCCCUCUCUCUCUCUCUCUCUCUCUCUGUCUUAUUUUCUUCGGAAAACCCUCGACGGUACGAGGGAAAGCUCUCUCUCUCCCUCUCUCGGUUUCUCCUUCUCUCUGUAGUACAAGUUACAAGUAGCUAGGGUUCUGCAGAAAUGGCUGGCUAUAGCGAAUACAUGCCAUUCAUGGCCAUGGUUUUGGUCCAAGCGAGCUAUGCAGGAAUGAACAUUAUUUCAAAGCUUGCUAUUGAAUCUGACAUGGACCCUCUUGUUCUUGUUGCUUAUCGUCAAGUUUUCGCCACCGCAGUCAUUGCUCCCCUUGCUUAUUUGAUGGAAUGGAAAACAAGACCGAAGAUCACGUUGCCCAUUCUUUUCCAGACUUUUCUGUGCUCAUUAACUGGGGCCACUGCAAAUCAGGUUUUUUAUUUUCUCGGUUUAAAGACUUCGACCGCAACGAUUGCAUGCGCAUUGCAAAACACACUUCCAGCCAUGACAUUUAUCCUUGCAGUCAUUUUCAGACAAGAAUCUGCAAAGCUCAAGAGCAAAGCAGGGCUAUCUAAGGCGAUGGGAACAAUUGUGUGUGUAUCUGGAGCUAUGUUACUUUCAUUUUACCAUGGACACAUCAUUGGUCUAGGUGACUCCAAAAUUCACUGGACAUAUGCGCAGAGAAUGGGAGAAGCAAGUUCCAGCACCAAAUCAAGCUCCUUUAUUGGCCCCCUUUUUGUCAUCUUAAGCACCUUAGGUUGGGCAUUCUGGUUCAUAAUCCAAGCUAGAGUGGGGGAAAGCUUUCCAGCUCCUUAUACAAGCACCACACUGAUGUGUUUGAUGGCCAGCUUUGAGUGUGGGAUCAUUGCUGUAAUUGCUGAUCACAAAGCGGUUUCAUGGUCUCUAAAAGAUCCCAUUAGGCUUGUUGCAUCCCUCUUUGCUGGAAUUAUGGGUUCUGCACUAGCAUUCUUCCUCUCUUCAUGGAGUAUUCAGCGAAAAGGCCCUCUUUACGUGUCGGUGUUUAGUCCCUUGCUCCUCAUCAUUGUUGCCAUUGCAAGCUGGGCUUUGCUCGAUGAGAAAUUAUACGUUGGAACUGCUGUAGGGUCAGUUUUGAUUGUUGCCGGGCUCUAUCUUGUUCUUUGGGGAAAGAAUAAGGAGACGAAGGAUGAGAAGCCAACAAAAGCAACAGGCAUGACAAAGACGACAGAUGAGGCCAAGGCUUAUGAGAAAAGCGACUUGGAGCUGCAGCAAGUGCAUCCGAAAAGCAUCCGUGACGUUAUGGGAUAGAGAGGAGAUCGAUCGAUCAAGACAAACAGAUCACAACAGCAGAUCCCAACGUUCACAAUCUGUUACAUUGAAUCUCUAUGCUACCAUUUCAUUUCCAUCCAGUCCAUGAAGAGUCCCAUCAGCAUAAUAUAUAUUUAAAACGUUGAUCAUCAAUCCAUGCAUGCAUUUGGAAGUUUCUGUAAUCAACAUUAAUAAACCCUAAUUUCAUGUCAUGUCAAUCAUAAUUUAUGUUUCGAUUGAACUAUAUAUUAAGCAGUAGUUCUAUAUUUCUAAUAGAAACCAGCCAUGGCCAUGUUCUUCAAUUUCACCAA